AUGAAUAAAUGCUAAUGUGGAACCUUAGAAGUUUAUUCGGCAUCAUCUCAAAAUAAAAAAAUUAUUAAUCACGGGAAUAGAAUCCUUCUUCCUCCAUCAAUAUUAUUAGAGAUCUGCAAUGUUUAUUGUGGAACCAUGACCUUUAAAUUAUAGUCUGUUCUUGAAGAAAAGAAGUCUAUUUAUGUUGGAGUUUUGGAAUUCACAGCAGAUGAAGGUACUUGUGUAGUGCCAGACUGGAUCUUUGAUGCCAUGGGCUUUUCUAAUGGAUUAAGCAUUCCGAUCAAUUGCAAUAGAAUCAAUAAGUUUGGAAGCCUCAUCAAGGUUUAACCUCAUAAAAGUGCGUUUAUAAAAUUGUCUGAUCCUAAAGAUAUCUUAAAAACCUAUCUUAAGAAUUUCACCUGUCUCACUUAAGAUGAAACAAUCACUAUAAACUACCAAGAUGUCAAUUAUUUAAUAGAUAUCGUAAAGGUUGAACCCAUUAAUAAACAUAAUGCUAUUUGUAUUGAUGAAUUUUAUUUUGAUAUCGAUUUAAUGGACCCAUUAGAUUUGACUGUCCAUCCUAAAUUGUUAUUUGAAAGCUCUGAGGCUCAACAAGAGAAAAUAAUAACAUGUGAACAAUAACCAGUCUUUCAAGGUAUUGGAAUUCUUAUCGGUGGAGAACCCUUGAAUACUGAUCAGAGUUCUCACCAAAAGAUUGAUAUGCCUGUAAAGUAAUAUGAUCCUCGUAAACAAAAAUUGUUUAAUGGAUUAAGGUAAGUUUAGCCAAAUGUAUUUUAUGGGCCAUCUGUGAAAUUGUUCAACAUAAAAACUAGGUACAAUUUAGUUGAUCAUUAUCGUCAUAAAUAAAUGAUCUUAUGA
This is a messenger RNA of Paramecium tetraurelia, 858 nucleotides long. RefSeq lists its product as uncharacterized. NCBI's taxonomy places the organism in Eukaryota, Ciliophora, Oligohymenophorea, Peniculida, Parameciidae. The record is from RefSeq and is a predicted model, not a curated record. Gene Ontology annotation, molecular function: polyubiquitin modification-dependent protein binding. The transcript has 2 exons. Gene Ontology annotation, cellular component: VCP-NPL4-UFD1 AAA ATPase complex.